Molecule: messenger RNA, 1433 nt
Organism: Branchiostoma belcheri (Belcher's lancelet)
Lineage: Eukaryota; Metazoa; Chordata; Leptocardii; Amphioxiformes; Branchiostomatidae
Product: angiopoietin-related protein 7-like
Exons: 4
Coding region: 24-1433 (469 amino acids)
Source: RefSeq, a predicted model, not a curated record
AAGUCCCGGGCGGGCGCUAAGCCAUGAGAAAGCAGCAAUGUGACAACCCAAGAUACGACACGACCAUCGAGAUCAAGCCGCUGAACGGUCCCCGGCCACCGCCACCACAGCUGGGCGGAACCCCCAAGAUGAGCGAUGGUACAAUCGGCCGUUUCGGAACGAUGACACUCGGUCGGGCUGGGUCCUUGCCAGGGUCAUUUGGCGGGCGGCCGGCAGAGAACAGGACACGGUCUUACUACCGCUCCAACUGGGACUCAGACGAGAGUAUCGACCCUACGAUAGAACUGACAUGCCUGCAGUUGGAGGACACCAAAAAGAGGAUGGACGCGGCAAAGAGCAAACAUAAAAGCAGGAAUCAUCUCGGACCCACGGCCAGAAGGCGAUGGAAAAUAGCCUGCACCAUUCUGACCUGGGUGGUUCUACUAUCCCUAACGGCGUUCACAGCUUGGCUUUAUCUAAGAGUGGAGAACCUAAGGACAGAAAAGGGUCAACUUCAAUCCAAGGUCGUCACUGAUGCGAAGACUAUGGUAAACCUCCAAAUAAGAACUAAUAGAUUGUCGGACCAGAAAGACGAACUCGCGAAACGAGUAACGGACGGGAUCUGUGAGAUAGAAAAGCUCCAGAACGCGACCAAGCUGUUGAAGACGCAGUUGGACAGUGUCUCUAGUCAGCUCAAUGUUCAAGAUGACAGACUAAGGAUGGUGCAGGACCGACUCAGCUUCAUAGGAGGAUGUUACGACUGUGUAGUAAGAGACUGUUCCGAUGUGCGAACACGUAACGUACUCAGUGGGAUUUACCCAAUAUGGCCUAAGAACUUCACCAACGCCUUAUAUGUUUACUGUGACAUGGGCCCGGUGGGAGGCGGCUGGACUGUUCUGCAGCGGCGACUGGACGGAAGCGUCAAUUUCUAUAGAAAUUGGACGGAAUACAAGAAAGGGUUCGGCGAUCUUGGUGGAGAGUUUUGGCUAGGUAUGGACGCGAUCUACCUGUUAUUGAGCCAGAACACUUACCGCCUUCGUGUAGACAUGGAAGAUUGGGAAGGAAACCAGGCGUACGCCGAAUAUAGCUCAUUCCAGUUGGAUACAGAACAGAACAACUACCGGAUACGACUGGGCACGUUUUCUGGAAAUGCCGGAGACUCUAUUGCCGGUACGAACGCCACUGUGGAUUUUUUCACCAGAAAUCUUAACAACAUGCGGUUCAGCACUAGGGACAGGGACAACGACGGGUCUUUAAAGAAUUGCGCGCUACUGUAUAAGGGCGGCUGGUGGUACAACGACUGCUACAACGCUAAUCUAAACGGGAAAUACUAUCGAGGAGGGAACUACACCGACGCGUUGCAAGACGGUAUUGCGUGGUCCACGUGGAAAGGCUGGCAAUACUCACUGAAAGGCGUGAGUAUGAAGAUACGGCCCGUAAACUUUGUGCCAUAA